Messenger RNA from Cottoperca gobio, 2022 nucleotides. RefSeq lists its product as uncharacterized. The transcript is spliced from 9 exons. The record is from RefSeq and is a predicted model, not a curated record. Lineage: Eukaryota; Metazoa; Chordata; Actinopteri; Perciformes; Bovichtidae. Bases 1 to 1893 code for a protein of 630 amino acids.
AUGGAUGCUCCUGUAUCCUGGCUGGAAGAUGAAUGCUUGCCAGAAAUGACCUUCCUUGAUGAUACAUGUGAUUCAGAUCUUCCUGGCAGCAUGCUUGCUACUCCUCUUACCAGCCGUGAUGCAGAGUUGACUAGCAAUGAGCCACAACCAAGGCCAAAAACAUCUGGGUUUGUGAACGGCGCGUUCACCUCCCUCCAGCCCGCGCAGUUGAGUUCCUCCACCGAUUUGAGCACCACUGCUCAAAUACAAAGCCCUCAGAAUAAGACCCUGGAUCUUCCCCAAUUUAAUGUAAACAGUCCCAAAGAGGAGAGCGAGGCUGCAGUUCAGGCAAUUUCGGUCUCAAAGAACAUCACCGAAUCUUCCCUUGAAAUUACUCAAAAUUGCUCCGCUGUAAAGACAAGUGGUCCAGGUGAUAUGCAGAACGCCACUUUUGAUAGACAUUCUCUUCAAAAAUCCAGUGUCGCUGGUGCUACAACCUUUUGCCUCCAAAACAACACUUUUGAUUCUAAGCCUCCUCCCAUGCAGAAUGGCACAAUAACUUUGUCAGAAUCAAGCUCAAGUGACGGUAACCAGAACACUUUCGACAAGCCCUCUCCUAAUGCAACAAGUAGCCCUAAAGAAAACAAUUCUGAAGUCCACCAUCCUGAACCGUUUAGACAUAAUGGGACUACAACUACAGACUCUAAUGCCAAGAUGGUUGACACCCCUGAGAGCACGUUUGAAGCUAAUCCAGCUGUUGCGGUGGCUUCUGGAGCUGGCCGACGUGAAUCAGGUCUGCCUGUGACAAAUGGUCUUUCCAAUAGUUUGGGCCAUCAAAGCAUGGAUUUGGAAAACAGCAAAGCAAACACAUUGAAUUGGGAUGAUACCCUAGAUUUAAAGGCAGACUCUUUGAUCACUUCAACACCAAUGACUAACUGUAAAAUUUUGAAUGUGUACACUCAACGAGACAAGGUCAAAACCAUAACGGCACAGAAAAAACUGUAUGGGGAUGGUCAGGUGCCAUCAGACGUUCCAUCAAACAUAAUCUGUGACCGUAAAACAUUCUUGCCGCAUCCAGCUGCUCAAUCCCUUUUGCCUCCUUCGAGUGCUGCAUCCCAGUUGUUGAAACACAAGCCGCCCUCUGCACUUCCAGGGAGGUUUGAGGCGUUGACAUUAGGCCUGCCCAUGACGAGACAAAGAACCCUAGCCGAAGUUUUGAGAUGUACUUCUGCUCCUGAUCCUCCCCAGACCACAGGAAUAUCAAGCUCUUACAAGUUACGUGCGACAACAACAGGAUCCAAGCAACCUCAUUCAGGCUUGCAGAGACCGCAGUUGAGUGGCAUACCAUCAGGCAUCCAGAGAGCUGCAACAGGUCUCAGGCCGCCAUCAGUGAGAAACAACACAUCAGCUUCUUUAAGCACUAAUAAACUUCGUGGACCUACUACAGCAGCUACUAACCCUGUGACGAAGACUUCACAAGCAAAGAAGCAACGCUUAACCAGAGGGGAAGCUUUGCCAAUAGCAAAGAGAAAGAAAAUGACCUGUAAUGUAAAAAUGGAUACUCCCUUACCGUAUGGUAGUGGUGAAACCUCACCAUCUUCCUGUGAUGCUGCAAAUGCAUCCAAAAACCUGAAACGGCCCACAACCAGUAAGAGAGCUUUGCCAGCUAAAACCCAAAGGGAUGAUGCUGCAAUGCGAGCCAGUACUGCUGCUGAAAUCUCAACAUCUUGCGAUGCUGCUAGCAGAGCGAAACUGAAACUGCCUACGAGCAGCCAUAAAGCUCUGCUCGCUAAACCCAAAGGCCAUGGUUGCGCCAACUGCGUCAUGCUUGAACAACAACUCAAAAUGAAAUCAGAAGAAAUAAGGAAACUGAAUGAAGCGCUGCUGAAGAAAAGUAAAGAAGAGGAAGCAUAAAAGUAUAUUAAUGAACUGCUGUAAAAUUAAGAUUAUGAUUUUAUUAAUAAACCUAAGGGUCCACUUCUUACUCUGAAAGUUAUGCAUGCUUCAUCUGUGAUAUUUGAAUAAAUAUGUGAAGUAUCUGAA